AUGGCCGGUAGCGUCAUCGACCAUGCUCACGUUUGGAUGGGGUAUCUGGCGCGUCCUCGGGAGCUUCUUGCAAGGUCUUAUGACGGUAUAUGGGAGCUCAUAUCAAAUGGGACCCUUGUAUAUAUACCUGGGCUGUCUAAAACGAUCCAUAUCGGACCAAGAGAGGUCGCGUUGGGUCUCGCGGUGGGCAUCCCUGCGCUGAGCGUCACAAGGUACUUGGUGUACUUUGUGACGGGCUAUAUCAAGUAUAGAAUGCAGGCUAGCAAGACGGGUCUACCCAUGGUCUCAGUUCCGUAUCUAGAGACAAACAUCUUCUUCUCCAAUCUCGUUCGAACCAAUACCUAUAAACGUUUGUUCGGUAUGCUCCCUUCAUGGUCAAAGCGUUGGGCGAGAUGGGUCCGUCCAGAGUGGAGGUGGAUUGCAAAAUAUAGCAUUCACGCUGACAUGGGCGAUAUCUUCCAAGUCGUUACUCCAGAGCAGAUCAACGUCAAUAUUGCAGAUGCAGACGUCCUUAUGGAUGUCCUCAAUCGACGAACAGAGUUUACGAAAUACCAGCCGAUCAAUGGUAUCGUCGCUGUUUUCGGAGAAAAUGUGCUUACGGUUGAACACCAUGAUUGGACACGCCAUCGUAAAGUCAUUGGACCCUCGUUUAGCGAAAGCACCAACGCCAUUGUCUGGAACGAAACGAUUCGACAAGCCAGUGCUAUGCUCCGCUACUGGCGCAACACUCCGCCGAGUGACCACAAGCUCUUGCUGCACUCGCUCAAACUGGUCGGCUUAAACGUCAUGUCCUAUGUCGAGUUCGGCAUUCCACUUCCGUUUGAUCACGAAAAGGACGUGACGAGUGUAGCGACAAAGUACACAUUCCGAGAGGCAUUUGGGCUCAUUACGAAUGAUUUCCGCAAGAUGAUUGGGGCCCUCAUUGCGCCCAAAUGGCUUUUGCCGCUGUUAGGAAACGAGUUUGGACAGAUGCUCGACGCAAAGGCCGCAAUUGAUAGCUAUAUCCAUGCCAUUUUGGAACGCGAAGAAAGCGCACCUGGACAAAAUGUUAGUGAGAGUGGAAAGGAGACCCUCAUCUCUGCACUAGUGAAGGCCAACGCCGAGGCGAUGGCUGAGGAGGCUACUGGUUCACCUCGCGCUGGGCUGAGCAAUAGCGAGAUCCUGGGAAACGUGUACGUGAUGAUCCUCGCGGCGCUGGACACUACCUCGACGGCACUCCAAUUCGCACUCAUCAACCUUGCCAUUCACCAAGACAAGCAAGCUUGGCUACACGAGCAACUUGACAAGGACCUAGCCUCUGCUGAAGUCCCUCUGAGUGCCGACCCAGCUACAUGGGAGUAUGACACUCUCUUUCGGAAGCUGACAGGUCCAAUGUGUGUCGCUUACGAGACACUUCGCACCCACCCAUCGAUUCCUGCCACCCUCCGGUGGACAGGAUCCGAACCCCGCACGAUUACUUGGCACGAAGACCCGCUCAAGUCACCACGACACAUUGUGCUACCGGCCCAAAGCGUCGUCGUCCUCAACUUUGUAGGCGUGCAGUACAAUCCCAAAUACUGGGGCCUCGACGCAGCAGAGUACAAACCCGAAAGGUGGGCAAUGGAAUCUUACACACACGAGGAGCAGAAGGAUCAAGGUAUCCAACCGUCUGCCAAAUUUCCUGGCGUCCGUCGUCCUCCAAGAGGUGCAUUCUUACCGUGGAGUGAAGGAUUCAGAGCGUGUCUGGGAAGAAGGUUUGCCGAGACACAAAUGGCGGCUGUUCUUGCGGUUUUAUUCUCCCAAUACCGGUGCGAGAUCCGUCAACAGCCGGGGGAGACGUCGGAAGGAGCCAAGAGGCGAGCCCAGCGGGCCCUCGAUGGCGCUACAAUGCAAAUGAGUUUGGCUGCUCGUGACCGCAUCGAGCUUGUCUGGGUACCAAGGAAAUGA
Messenger RNA from Serendipita indica DSM 11827, 1926 nucleotides. Lineage: Eukaryota; Fungi; Basidiomycota; Agaricomycetes; Sebacinales; Serendipitaceae. The record is from the annotation of a GenBank genome assembly.